CCACGCUCGUCCGCUUUUCGACAUAGCCACAGCAACCAUCAUGGCAGGUCAAAAGCUCCCAGACAUGGCUGCCAAUGGCCCGGUAUCGAAACGCCAAAAGGUCCAGGACGUUGGCGAGCAGAGCUCUGCACAGCUAGUUCGCCAGUCCAAGAUCUUUGCGCCCUUCAGAACUGUUGGGCUGGUGUCUCCGACCAACGUCCCCUUCACAUCCAUCCCGCUUGGGAAAACGACAUUCCAGAUCACUACCUCUGUCGGACGCUCACUGCAGACCUAUGACCUGAAGCGCGGGCUAAACCUCAUCUUCAUCACCCGCCCACAGACGCCAGAAGACAUUAGCGCGACAGUCGCAUGGAAGAAGGUCGUCUUUGCAGCCUGGGGUGGCCAUGGGCGCGACUCGGCACGCGGCGUCUGGGUCUUCCAGCGUGGAAAGAAGGUGGCUGAGCUGGAAGUGCCGCGGGGUGGCAUUGACAAGAUCACGAAGCUCGUGGUCAUGGGCGAAUGGAUCGUCGGCUGCGGCACGACCAAGAUUGAAGUCUGGAGGUCCAAGACGCUGGAGCACUACACGACCCUGCAAGGCGCCUCGUCGAGCACCCUCUCGGGCAGCAUCUGCAACAUGCCGACGUACCUCAACAAGAUCUUCGUGGGACGACAAGACGGAUCGGUCGAGAUCUGGAACCUCAGCACGGGGAAGCUGCUCUAUACGCUCCUCCCUCCCGCCGCAGACUUCGGCGCCGUGACCGCUCUGCAGCCGACACCAGCUCUGUCCCUCCUCGCCAUCGCAUAUCAGUCAGGCCCAGUCGUCUUACACGACGUCCGCUCGGACAAGGAAGUCAUGCGCCUGAACACCGGCGGCUCGCAGAAGCUCCCAGUAACCUCUAUUUCCUUCCGAACAGACGGACUAGGCGCCGGAGAGGAUGGUCGUGAGGAUGGCGUCAUGGCCACUGCAACCACAGACAGCGGAGACAUUGCGUUUUGGGACCUCAACAAAGGUGGCCGCAAGAUGGGAACCCUGCGCGGGGCUCAUGGCCCUCCUCCGACUGCAGUUGGCGGUGUUGGUGGGGGUAUCAGCAAGAUUGAGUUUCUGGCUGGUCAGGCAGUGAUUGUCUCGAGCGGGCUGGAUAACACUUUGAAGAGCUGGAUCUUUGACGAGACACCCUUCUCACCGACGCCUCGGAUUCUGCAUUCCCGUGGUGGACAUGCAGCUCCUGUAUCGACCCUUCGCUUCCUCCCUUCAAACGCGGACGGCUCUGACGACACCGGGAAGUGGCUGCUCAGUGCGAGCAGAGACCGAAGUCUGUGGGGAUGGAGUUUGCGCCGAGACGGACAAAGCACAGAACUCAGCCAGGGCGCGAUCCAAAAGAAGGCGAAGAAAAUGGGUCUCCUCAAUGGCGGUUCGGAAAGCUCCAAGAACCAGGUCAAGUUGGAAGACCUCAAGGCUCCGGCCAUCACAUGCAUUGCGUGCUCUCUCAACCGCGACGGUGGCAUGGGCGCAAUGCCUGGCGUAGCAGGUAUCUGGAACAACUCGUCCAAGGUGAAGGGACAAGAUAAAAAAGCACCCGAGGUCAACAUGACUGGAUGGGAAAGCAUCGUCACUGGACACGCUGGGGACAAGACUGCAAGAACAUGGUUCUGGGGGCGAAAACGCGCAGGGAGAUGGGCGUUCAACACAGGCGACGGCACAGAAGUCAAGAGUGUUGCCAUCUCACCCUGCGGUACAUUCGCGUUGAUCGGUUCAGCUGGUGGCGCCAUCGACAUGUACAACUUGCAAUCUGGACAGCACCGACGCAGGUUUCCCGCACGCUUGACACCCGCCGAAGCCAAGAAGUACAAGUUGCUACAACUACAAGCCGAAGAAGAUUUCGGUGGAGAUACCGGCGCCUCCAAGAAGUUUGGCAGGGGUGAAGGGAAACACAAGGGAGCUGUCACUGGUCUUACGGUGGAUGGUCUAAAUCGCACGGUCAUCAGUUGUUCAGACGAUGGCAAAGUCAAGUUUUGGGACUUCACCACUGGCUCCUUGCUCCAUGAGAUCGAUUGGUACCCCAUGACCAAGAUCCUAAGCCUACGCUACCACCGCAACAGCGAUCUGAUAGCACUGAGUUGCGACGACGGUUCGGUACGGGUUCUUGACAUCGAAACGAAAAAGCUUAUCCGAGAGCUGUGGGCAUCCCGGUCUCACGCUGAGCUGCAGACACUCGACUACACUUUCUCGAGUGAUGGCCGAUGGAUCAUCUCUGCAGCGUCCGACUCCGUUGUCCGAGUUUGGGAUCUACCGACUGGCCAUCUCAUCGACGCCAUGAAGCUACCAAGCAAGUGCAACACCGUUGCCUUCUCCCCGUCUGGAGAGUUCCUCGCUACAGGUCUAGAUGGCGAGGUGGGAGUGCACAUCUGGACAAACCGCACCCUCUUCACCCACGUCUCCACACGCCAGAUCACCGAAGACGAUAUCGCCACCGUUGAUGCUCCAACAGCGUCCGGCGAAGGUGGUGUAGCAGUCGUCGAAGCCGCCGCUGAAGACGAACCCACGGAAGAAGCCGAAGACGAAACAACAGUCCCCAUCAUGGACCAACUAAGCGACAAGAUAACAACCCUCAGCUUAGUCCCCAAAUCGCGCUGGCAAACACUCCUCCACCUCGACGUGAUCCGCGCGCGCAACAAGCCAAAAGAAGCACCCAAAGCGCCUGAAAAAGCGCCCUUCUUCCUACCCUCCGUAGGCCAAGCAGACACAUCCGCCCUCGCGCCUCUCAACCAAGAACCAUCAUCCCGAAUCUCGAGUUCCGCGCUCGCCUCGCGCUCCACAGCUGCUUCCUCCACAAACGAAUUCACGCGCCUCCUCGCUCAGGCAUCGCAAACAUCCGAAUACACACCCCUCCUCACUUUCCUGUCUUCCCUCCCGCCCUCCGCUGCGGAUAUCGCGAUCCGCACCCUGGACACGAGGGAACCGUACACGGAGCUCCGCACUUUCAUCGACGCGCUGACAGCGCGCUUGCAGGAGCGUAGGGACUAUGAACUCGUGCAGGCGUGGAUGAGCGUGUUUCUUAGACUGCAUGGGGAUACGAUUGUUAGGGAGGAGGAGUUGGUGGGCGGACUGAGGAAGUGGCAGGAGGAGGCUAAGCGGGAGAGGGAGAGGGUUGGCGGGUUGGUCGGGUAUAGUGUCGGUGUUGUGGGGUGGGUUAGGAGUGCGAGGUAGAGGUGGAGAUUUUGUGGGCUAGGGGAAGGAUGGUGUUACGUUAUCAUCUCUUCGUUUGGGGGUGGUGUCUAGUGUGAGG
Dothidotthia symphoricarpi CBS 119687 is the source of this 3266-nucleotide messenger RNA. Its product is annotated as Utp21-domain-containing protein. Gene Ontology annotation, molecular function: protein binding. Bases 65 to 3187 code for a protein of 1040 amino acids. Lineage: Eukaryota; Fungi; Ascomycota; Dothideomycetes; Pleosporales; Dothidotthiaceae. The transcript is spliced from 3 exons. The record is from RefSeq and is a predicted model, not a curated record. Gene Ontology annotation, biological process: rRNA processing. Gene Ontology annotation, cellular component: Pwp2p-containing subcomplex of 90S preribosome; small-subunit processome.